Solea solea (common sole) is the source of this 1459-nucleotide messenger RNA. Its product is annotated as GATA zinc finger domain-containing protein 14-like. The record is from RefSeq and is a predicted model, not a curated record. The transcript is spliced from 3 exons. Bases 1 to 1368 code for a protein of 455 amino acids. NCBI's taxonomy places the organism in Eukaryota, Metazoa, Chordata, Actinopteri, Pleuronectiformes, Soleidae.
AUGUACGCAUCUGGUUUUUCAGAAAGAAAGAACUCUCUGUACCUGUACACCUCUCAUCAUGGAGAGAAGAAUCUUUUGUUGGAUAAUUUUGCUUGGGUCUAUUUGUCCAUCUCCUCUACAAGCUACAACCACAACAACUCCAUCUACAACCACCACGACAACUCCAGCAACAACCACAACCAUUCUAACCACAACUCCUUCUACAAUAACCACAACUCCUUCCACAACAACCACAACAACUCCAAUCCCAAUCACAACUCCAGCCACAACCACAACAACUCCAUCUACAACAACCACAACAACUCCACCCACAACCACAACUCCAGCUACAACCAUAACAACUCCUUCCACAACAACCACGACAUCUCCAACCACAACUCCAGCUACAACCACAACAACUCCAUCUACAACCACCACGACAACUCCAGCCACAACCAUGACCACUCCAGCCACAACCACGACACCUCUAACCACAACCACAACUCCAGCGACAACCACAACCAUUCUAACCACAACUCCUUCUACAAUAACCACAACAACUCCUUCCACAACAACCACAACAACUCCAUCUACAACCACCACGACAACUCCAGCCACAACCAUGACCACUCCAGCCACAACCACGACACCUCCAACCACAACCACAACCAUAACUCCAGCGACAACCACAACCAUUCUAACCACAACUCCUUCUACAAUAACCACAACAACUCCUUCCACAACAACCACAACAACUCCAAUCCCAAUCACAACUCCAGCGACAACCACAACAACUCCAUCUACAACAACCACAACAACUCCAGCCACAACCAUGACCACUCCAGCCACAACCACGACACCUCCAACCACAACCACAACCAUAACUCCAGCUACAACCACAACAACUCCAUCUACAAUAACCACAACAACUCCAAUCCCAAUCACAACUCCAGCCACAACCACAACAACUCCAUCUACAACAACCACAACACCUCUACCCACAACCACAACUCCAGCUACAACCAUAACAACUCCUUCCACAACAACCACGACAACUCCAACCACAACUCCUGCUACAACCACAACAACUACAUCUACAACCACCACGACAACUCCAGCCACAACCACAACCAUUCUAACCACAACAACUACUGCACCAAUCAUUACUACUGCUCCGACCACGACAACUACUGCUCCGACCACAACUACUACUGCACCAACCUCUACAACUACUGUUCCAACCACAACUACUACUGCUCCAACCACAACAACUACUGCUCCAACGACAACUACUACUGCUCCAACCACAACUACUGCUCCAACCACUACUACUGCUCCAAUCACAACAACUACUGCACCAACCACAACUACUACUCCAACCACAUCUAAUACUGCUCCAACCACAACAACUACUGCACCAACCACUACUACUGCUCCAAUCACAACUACUACUGCUCCAAUCACAACUACUACUGCACCA